CUCCUUGAAUAUCUCAGUACAGAACCAAGCAAGAAUCCAACAUCUCCUCCUCUGUCAGUUUUAUUCCAUGCUCCAUCUGUGAUUCAAUCAGCUCAAAACGAAACCGAAGGUCUUUUACAAGAAUAUAUCAACACCUUUGCAAGAAAGAUGAAGCUGUUAUCCACUCCAGUUACAGCUCUGAUGCUGCUCGCUUCACUGUUGGCCCCAGUCCUGUCGACUCCGGUCCAGGCGGAGGCAAAUGAGGUGAACGCCAGCUGUUACAUCACCAGCAAAAAAGGCAAAGACUGCAACGCUAGCUCCUGCAGACAUGGCGGGGGCUCCUGUACAUACAAUGGAUCGACUAAGAGAUGCCGAACAAGCGGAGACUGGAGUAAGGUUUUCGAAUGCAAGACAAACUGUCGAUGUGCCAAGGGCAGUUGAGGGACACGACCAAUCUGAUGUGACUGCUCAAGGCUCGUUGAGGAGUGAUUAGCCGGGCUAUGGGGAUCUCUUUCAACAAGAGACCAGUUCCAGCUUUUUGUGGAACUUUACGAGGCAAAAAUAUAAAUGUCAUGUUGUUGUUAUUGUUUUCUAUGUUAGGUAGCUACCGUCGCUUGCUACAAUUGGGUUGUCAAUCAAUCUGGCUAAAGUUUCAAAUGUAUUGGUGAUCUACGGGUAUAAGUGAUAGACUAUCGUGUCACCGGGGAAUGUAGUUGUCAG
Aspergillus campestris IBT 28561 is the source of this 699-nucleotide messenger RNA. RefSeq lists its product as uncharacterized. NCBI's taxonomy places the organism in Eukaryota, Fungi, Ascomycota, Eurotiomycetes, Eurotiales, Aspergillaceae. The coding region runs from base 148 to 420 and encodes 90 amino acids. The record is from RefSeq and is a predicted model, not a curated record. The transcript is spliced from 2 exons.